Plasmodium vinckei vinckei is the source of this 3453-nucleotide messenger RNA. Its product is annotated as conserved protein, unknown function. The transcript has a single exon. Lineage: Eukaryota; Apicomplexa; Aconoidasida; Haemosporida; Plasmodiidae. Bases 1 to 3453 code for a protein of 1150 amino acids. The record is from RefSeq and is a predicted model, not a curated record.
AUGUUGAAAGGUAGAUAUAACACUGGUGAUAUCAGCGAUGACGAUUAUGUAAGGGAACAGGAAAUCUCUUUAAAUUCAAGAACGACACAUGUCCGCUAUGAAUCGAGUAAUAUUGUUAAAGGAAUUGACAAUGAUAUUAAAAAAAAAAUAGAAGAAGGAAAAAUAUAUAUGACUAAUAUAAGUCCUACAAAAAAUGCAGAAAUUGAAGAAGCAUUUUUAAAAAGCUUAUAUAACUCUAAAAAUGCUAAUAAUAAAAAUAAUGAAAAAAAAAAUAAAUCUCUAAAUAAAGACAAGUUAAAAAAUAAAAAAAUAAAUGAACAUAAUGAAGCACGUAAAAGCCAGACUAUAAAAAAUGAUUUCCCUAAAAGGGAAGAACCAAAAGUCGAAGAAAAUGCAAACAAAGGCUAUAUAGAAAAUGUACAAAGUGCAGAGCGUGUUGAAAAUUUACGAAAUAGUGAGCGUGGUGAAAAUAUGGAAAAGAAUAAGAUGAUAGAGGUAUACGAUUCAGAAACCCCUUCGGAUUCUUAUCCUGCACCCCAAAAUAAAAUUAUAAAUACAAUUUUUAAUAAAAAAAAUAUAGAUACAAUAUUUGAUAUUAAUUCAUAUUCGAAUAUGUUUGAAAGAGAAACAAUUAAAUAUAUAAAAGAAAAAGAACGUAAGCUACGAAAGAAAAGAGCCCAUGCCAAUUUAGAGGCAUUAAGAUUACAAUAUAUACCAAUAAGCAAUGAUAAAUUUGCAACUAUACCAAUUAGUAUAAGAGAAAAUAUAUUAGCAUUAUUUGCAUGUAUAAUAAUAAAACAUAUUGAUUCAUUUGAUGAUCAAGACAUACAAAAAGAUAUAGAACAAUUAUCUAUAAAAUUUUUAAAACAAAUGUCUAAUUUACUUCAAGUAGAUCCAUUAGCUUAUCAAUGUAUUAUAAAACCUUUUGAGCAACGAGAAAUAAUAAUGGAAGUUACAGGAAAUAAAAAAAUAUAUCAACUAUAUGAAAAACCAUUCGUUGAUAAUUUAUUAAAAGAAAUAAAAGAAUUACAACCUGAUAUAAAUCGUAGAUUUAAAAAUGUAGUCGAUGAACUAACUAAUGAAAUGGACUUUUGGCAAAAUGAUGAUUUAGUAGUAAAUUCUUCUAUUCCUUCGAAGCAAUAUAAUAAUAUAAUGGAUGGGAAUGAAGAUAUACGAAAUUUUUAUGGAAGCCAUAUGUUUGAAAAUCGAACACAUAGUGAUUGUAAUAGUGAUUAUUGUAGUAAUGAUAGUAAUACAGAUAAUAUGUUUUGUAAAUAUUAUAAUAACGAUUCUGAUUAUUUAGUUGGAAGUUUUAUAAAAAGAGAAAUAGAUGAAUCUUAUAGUGGUGAAGAAAUUAAUGACUAUUUUUCACUACCAACAAAUACUAAUGAAAAAAAUGAUAACACAAAUAACCAUAAAAAUGUUGAUGAUUAUAUUGCCAAAGAAUAUAAUUCUAGUAAUAAAUAUACUGAACCUAUGAAUAAUAUUAAACACCAAAAAAAUAAUUAUUAUGAUAAAGUAAAUCAGACUAAUGAAGAUACAGAUGAACUUAGUUUUGAUUUGAAUAGUAAAAACACUUUUGAUGAUGAUAACGAAAAAUCAGAUAGUUCAUUUAAUAACUAUAUGGUGGAAAAUCACAAGAAAAACAUGACUAGCCAAGUUGAAAUACCAAGGCUUUAUUCUUCAAGUAAAGAAUCUAAACAUUCCAAAGAAAUAAAACCACCCACAAGCAGAUGCAACUCGGCAAGCAUACCUGAUUCUGUGAAAGGAAGCGGCAUUGUGGAGAACUAUAAUCGAGCAACCAGUAAAGGGUCAGAAUAUAAUCGAGCAGAUAGUAAGAGCUUCGGAUAUAAGCGAGCAACUAGCAAAGGGUCGGAAUAUAAAAACAUAACCGAUGAAAACAAUUUGAAUAAGAGUGAUGAUGAUAUUUGUUUUGGUGAUCAAGAAAGAGACGAUUUUUUAUGGGAUCAAAAUGAAGAGAUAACAAGUAUAAAUGAAAAUAUAAUAGAUAAAGACGAUAUAAGCAGUAAUAUAAAACAAGAAAUAUAUAAUAGUAAUAUAAUAGAUAAUGAUGAUAUUAUAGGAAUAAAAGAAAGAGAAGAUAGUAAUGUAUUAAACAUUCCAAAAUUAAAUACAAAACAAUCUAAUAGUAGUGUAGAAACAAUAGGAGAUUUAUAUGAAAAUGAUACAAACCAUCAAUCUAAUUAUGGGGUUCCAACAAAAGGGCCUGAAGCCAAAUCUGUUAUUUUACGAGAUUUAAUUACAACAUAUAUUAUGACUGGAAAUCAUAAUGCAAGAAUACAAUUAUAUUUCCAUAGGUUUGCAAAAUGUUUAAAAAUUAAUGAAUUAUUAAUUUUAAGGAUUGAAGAAAAUUUAGCUUCUGAUUUAAUAAAUGCAUUACAACCAUCUACAAAUGAAUCUACAAAAAAUAAACAUAUUCGAAGAAUAAAAAUAGCAGCAGCAGCAUUAGGAGGUGGUGCAUUAGUGGCUUUUACAGCGGGUUUAGCUGCUCCUGGUAUUGUAGCGGGUCUAAUUGCACUCGGUGCAGGAGGAAGUGGAGUUACGACAUUUUUAUCAACUGCAGGUGGAUUAGCUUUUAUUGUUUCACUAUUUGGUGCAGGCGGUGCAGGUUUAACUGGGUAUAAAUAUAGUAGAAGAAUAGCAAAUAUAAAAAUAUUUGAGUUUCUUAUGUUAAAUGGAAAUAUAUCUAAAUCUUUAAGUGUAGCUGUAUGUGUCAGUGGUGAAAUUCAAACAGAUGAUGAUAUUACAUUACCUUGGAUAAAUGCAUUUCCAAGUCCCUAUUGUGAUUUAUAUGCAUUGAAAUGGGAAAACCAUUUAUUAAAAACAUUAGGAUCAUUAAUUGAAACAAUGUUAUCACAAGAAUUUGCAAUAACAGCUAGUAAAAUAUGGUUACAGUAUACAAUAGCUAGUACUUUGAGUGCUGCUUUAGCAUGGCCAUUAGCUUUAAUAAAAUAUGCAUCUAAUUUAGAUAAUGUUUAUUUAGUAAUAAGAGAAAGAGCACAACAAGCUGGGCGAAUAUUAGCAGAGGCACUUAGUGAUAGAAACACGGUUGGACAACGACCAGUUAUAUUAAUUGGAUAUUCCGUUGGAGCUCGAGUUAUAUUUUAUUGUUUAAAAUAUUUAUAUGCUAAAAAAUUAUACAACAUUGUAAGUAAUGCUAUUUUUAUAGGGCUACCUGCAACAACUAGUACAAGAAUAUGGAGCCAAAUUCGUAUGACUGUAACAAAUCGAGUAGUUAAUGUAUAUUCAAAAAAUGAUUGGUUAUUGGGAUUUUUAUAUAGAUAUAUGGAAUGGAAACUAAAUGUCGCAGGUUUAAUGCCUAUCAAUGAUCCUGGUAUUGAAAAUUACGAUGCAAGUGGGAUUAUACACAGCCAUUUAGAUUAUAAAAGAAAAUUGAAAGAUAUUUUUAGAUUGAUUAAUUUUGAUAUGUAA